This is a messenger RNA of Pyricularia grisea, 1558 nucleotides long. RefSeq lists its product as uncharacterized. The transcript has 3 exons. The record is from RefSeq and is a predicted model, not a curated record. Bases 260 to 1558 code for a protein of 432 amino acids. Lineage: Eukaryota; Fungi; Ascomycota; Sordariomycetes; Magnaporthales; Pyriculariaceae.
GGCAAAUGAAAGCAGACAACAACAACAACAAUAUUAGACGAAGCAAAAACAAACCACAAUCACGGCAAAAAGAAGGCGUAUUCUUUGAAACGAAACAAUAAUAAUCCCGCAAGCAAAAAAAAAAAAAAAAAAAAAAAAAAAAUACACUAUCUGGCCAUUCCUUAAACACCCCCGCCUGCGUUCCUGGAAGAAGCCAUGAAAGUUAAAAUCAAGGAGUGGAACGCGGUGGCCACAUGGAGAUGGGAUAUUCCAGAAGACGAUGUCUGCGGAAUCUGCCAGGUUCACUUUGACGGCACUUGUCCGACGUGCAAAUACCCUGGUGAUGAUUGUAGUCUCUGCCACAUUAACUCUCAUGUCUAACAUGCUCGAAAGCACUGCAUCCUGGAAUGGAUCAAGCAAGAUUCCGCCAAGGGACAAUGCCCAAUGUGUCGACAAACCAUCGACGCCGCACCAAAGUCGCAAAGUCACUGCCUUGUCACAUACCUUCCUGCCGACCAUCAUGACGGAACCCUCGCGUCGCUUCUCAUCAGAAGCCGCAUCCAACACCAAAAGCCCCGUCGGGUCUCUCCGUCAGAACACCCCUCCGCUCGGGUCGCCGCAUCAUUUCGACAGGCGUCGUCUCUCAUCCAACUCGCAAGACCAACCUACCUCGAAUCUGGACCAGGCUUCCACCAGCACUCACCAGAGACAGCCACGGUCGGGAGUGCUGCGACCGCCCUCGCAGGAAUCCCUCCUCCUGCAGCAACAACAGCACCAACCGACACCGCCACCACCGCCCGUAUUUACCCCGGUCUUUACACUAGUCGACGACGCAACCGGCCGCCCCACAACACACCACCCCCGCGUCCACUAUAUCUUCUCCGACGAUGACCCCGAGGAGCUGACCGCCGCCCUCGACGACGCUGCGGCGGACCAUCCCCACCCACCCACAUCCUCCGGUGGCGCCGCGGCGGCAGCGCCGGGGUCAUCUCGCGACCGCGCCAUCGUCGUCGACCUGGUACCGAGCCCCGACGGUAGGCCUGGUUCCUUCUCCGUGGCCAGCGCCGUCUCCCUCAGUCCCGACUGGGCCGUGACGAGCGUGCAGGUCUCGAGAGUAGGCGGCAAGGACGCCGACGUACCCGGGGGGGGAGUCGGCAGCAAGGGCAAGACGAGAGAUGGCGCCGAGGCCGGCGAUGACAAGGACGACAACGGCAGCGGUGACGGCGGUGACAACGGGCUCAUGCUGAGGAUCGAAGGGGUUGGGGUCGACCCGGCGGCGGCGGCGGACAGCACCCUGACGCUGUCCGGGUCCAGCAGCGGCGGGUCGCGCCACAGUGAGCGCAGACGGCAAAAACAACAACAUCAGGGGCCCGGUCCCAACGGGGAGGAAGAGUUCGCGGCGUUGGCUGACGACUUUGACCGUCGCAUGAGCACGCUGCGCCGCGUGGUAGAUGCUAGCAUACCUGGACUGCCUUCAGAGGAGCAGCGGGCUGUUCAUGCUGCCGUCGGGGAUGAGACUGCCUCACCUGGGGCGGCUGCUGCUGAGGCUGUGUCUUCUGACCAGAAGGCCACUCCCUGA